Synchytrium microbalum is the source of this 1047-nucleotide messenger RNA. RefSeq lists its product as uncharacterized. The record is from RefSeq and is a predicted model, not a curated record. Gene Ontology annotation, biological process: peptidyl-arginine methylation. The transcript is spliced from 3 exons. The coding region runs from base 1 to 1047 and encodes 348 amino acids. Gene Ontology annotation, cellular component: cytoplasm; nucleus. Gene Ontology annotation, molecular function: protein binding; protein arginine N5-methyltransferase activity. NCBI's taxonomy places the organism in Eukaryota, Fungi, Chytridiomycota, Chytridiomycetes, Synchytriales, Synchytriaceae.
AUGGUUGUAGAAGAUCCCGUUUCUGAACUGUUUGCUGCAUGCAAAUCCGCCGAUACAGUUCGCUUAGCUGCUCUAUUAAAGGCUGGAUGUGAUCUCUUUGUGACCGAUGAAGAAACUGGACGCUGGCCUUUACAUUACGCUGCUGAAAGUGGAAGUCUAGAGUGUGUCCAACUAUUAAUCUCAAAUCAUCAUCCCUGGAAUGUAGUCGACAAACAAGGCAUAACCGCCGGUGAAAUCGCAAAGUCGCUACAUUUCGACAUUUAUCACGAACUAGUGGAGGAGGGUGUCCGUGCUGAACUCAUAUUUGGGCUUAUUGGGCGUAAAGAAAAGGACGCAGAUAUGAAGGCCGCUGAUGACGAUAAUGUAAACGAGACUGAUGCAGUAGAGGAGAAUGAUGAGGCCAAGGACUACUUAUCUCAACCCCUCCAUAUUACGCCAGACAAAAUCCUCGACGCCAACAACGACGCCGUAAUGAUGGAAUGGGAAACCCCACUCAUGCAGCACCACGCCGACAUCCUCUGUCCCAUCUCAGGCCUCCAUGUCCUCAACGUCGGCUUUGGAAUGGGAAUCAUAGACAGGAUGCUUCAAGCACAUUCCCCAGCAUCCCACACCAUAAUCGAAGCACAUCCAGACGUGUACAAGAAGAUGGUGCUAGACGGAUGGACGACCAAACUAAACGUGAAGGUUGUUUUUGGGAAGUGGCAGGAUGUUAUAGAAGACUUGGGUGAAACAUAUGAUGCGAUAUUCUUUGAUACAUUUGGAGAGUACUAUGCGGAUUUGAGGGAUUUUCAUGAGCAUGUAGCUAAUCUGUUGAAUGAUGGAGGGAUUUACUCCUUUUUUAACGGGUUGGGUGGCCAUAACGUAUUCUUUCAUGAUGUGUAUUGUAGAGUUGCAGAGCUGGAUUUGGAAGAUAUGGGGUUGUCGGUUGAGUAUGUACCGAUACAGUUUACACCGCCGGGUGAUCAGGUCUGGGAAGGUGUAAAUCGACCAUAUUGGGUACUGGGGCAGUAUAAUCUGCCAGUGUGUAGGCUCAUAACAGAUAUAUAG